GUGAGGCUCCGAUCUUGCAGGUGGUGGUCGCACCUUCCUCGUGUAACCUUGGCCUCGCAAGGCUGGCUUUGUUUCCCCAACCUUUUCUUUCCCCAUCACUAUCACCACUACCUUUACUUCGACCAUCCUUCCCUCCCCAGCGUGUCGUGGGAUCCUUGACGGUCUCUCGCAGGCUCUCCAUUCUGUCCUUCUUUCAUCCACGUGCGACGCACGUUCUGCAGCAUCGAGGACUCUGGCUUGUUGACUUCAACCUUCCACGGGUUCCAACGUGACACUUCGAGAUGGCUACUACUCCAAACCAAGCAUCUGGAAGCACUGGAAAUCAAGUCCCGCCACAGCAAGCAUCCAAGGAGACCUCUGCAAUGCCUUCAGCAAAGAAAGCGGAGAUCGACGAGGCAGAUUCUGACUCUGACGGACCUCCACCGUCCCCGAUGCGUCCGUAUUCGUACGAGAAGAAGAAGAAACCUAUGCCAUCGCUUCGAAAGCAAGCAGAGAAAGUUGUUCUCAAGCAACUCACCAAAACUCUUGAAGGAAAUUCUGCACUGGCUCGGUAUUGUUGCGGAGGUCGUGUCUUGACCACCCUCUCCGGCGAGUCUAGCACAGCCGCGAAGGAUAUGACAGUUCCGGUAUCUCCCCCAAUCAUUCUUCGCUGGGAUGAUCCCACGGACAAUGAUACGCCGAGAAGAAUCCGGUUGCCAAUCGCUGUUGGAACCACCAAAGGAAAUCCGGUCGCGUUCUCUGUCAUUGACAACUCAAGGUUGAUCAAAGCAUGCAGCCCUAGUGGCGUUCUUCCCGAAAGCCAGUUCUCAACCAACCUUGAUCCACACUAUCUGGGAAUUCUCGAUGUCGUCGCCCAAACCAUCCUGCCCGGCUUCGAAACCGAUCUUCUCCAAGGACGACCAGAGCAUCGAGGUGUUUCGGCCCAACUUACACAUCUGCAGAUACACUCAGGUCCGUCAACCAGUGUCAAAAUGUUCUUGCCACCCAUUCCAGCGAACAACUAUCUUGGCAUUCUUCUGGUUUGUCUCCCGAACAUGCAUCAAGGAGGGCAACUCGAAGUAUCCAACGAAGGGCAUUCGACUAUUUUCGACUGGAGCGGUGCUAAGCCCACCGAUAUCAAAUGGGCCGCGUUUGUAGGAGAUUGCCAGCACAAGAUGCAUCCAAUACAGAGAGGCAACCAAAUCAUGCUUGUAUAUAAUUUACGCGUCACGGAGAGAGUUGGAAGCGUUAUGCAAAAUCCAGUGCUUGCGGAUGCGACUCAGUUCCCCCUAUACGACGGUGUAAGAAGUAUUCUAGAGCAUCCUGGCUUCAUGAAAGAAGGGGGUAUGAUUGGCUUUUAUUGUCGCUAUCCCUAUUCUCACACUGCAGCGAACGCAGCCAAAGCGAUGCCAUAUGCACUUAUUGGUGUCGAUCUGGUUGUCCACAAUGUUUUCCGCUCUCUUGGCCUCGAGGUAAAGGUUCGACCGCUUCUUGAUCAAUCAGAACUAUAUGAUAUGGAUGAAUUCGAAUACGAAUUUGACAGGGACUGCUAUGGAGACGAGCCUUGGGAGUUUCCGGAGUAUUUGCCUAAUCAAUGCCGUUGCGGUUGCGAGAGUCCCUAUAGUUGCAGCGGUGGCUGUUCCCCAUAUUACCCAGACUUCCCGCCAUUCGAGGAAUGGAAAGCGAGGAAGCAGCAAGGAGAUCUGAUUGGCACAGAAUUCCGGGAACUGCAGUUUUGUCGGACUGGCGAAGAUGCGCUCUUUCGUCGCGAGGAGAAGGAAUCCGAGCUACAGGAAACCUGGGAAUGGAAGAAAUACCGUAAUAUACAGUGGCUGAAUACACCGGAGGAGCGGGAGAAGGGUAGUCCAUGGGAACUCGCGCUCCAUAACAUUCCUUACACCGACGAUGAAACGUACAUUGAGAGGUUCUACUCUUACGUAGUACUCUUGAUCCGUGUCCCGAAGAUGGCGAAGAGGGAUCUCACAGUUAAUGCAUAACAUGGGAACGAGUUCUUGUAGAAGACAAGGGGACGUGAUAUGCCGCUGCUAUUGAUGCAUUUUGCUGGGCUGACAUAUGCGCACACGAGGUGGAGAAGCAUGUACCAUCGAAAUAACUACCUUACCCGUCGCUUGAAAAAUAAUACCAAUGAAUAUAUCAUAACUGUUUCCACUAGUAUUAACUUUCAACUUGAAUUCGACAGUGUCAUUGCC
This is a messenger RNA of Hyaloscypha bicolor E, 2189 nucleotides long. RefSeq lists its product as uncharacterized. Bases 282 to 1976 code for a protein of 564 amino acids. The transcript is spliced from 5 exons. Lineage: Eukaryota; Fungi; Ascomycota; Leotiomycetes; Helotiales; Hyaloscyphaceae. The record is from RefSeq and is a predicted model, not a curated record.